Messenger RNA from Cylicocyclus nassatus, 1450 nucleotides. Lineage: Eukaryota; Metazoa; Nematoda; Chromadorea; Rhabditida; Strongylidae. The record is from the annotation of a GenBank genome assembly.
AUGCACGGUCUCUCGCGCACUAUGGGUGAGUCUGAAGAUAAUGGAAAAGCUAUGGCCGAACUCAUAGGGUUUCUGACACCGACAACUCGACUAGAUGUUCGUCGUGCAGCGUUAGACUAUGUUAUUUCGGUCAGCGGUGCCCUGGACGGUUCCGCUGGUCGUCUCUUUCUAAGGAAUGAUUGUGCCAUGGGCAAGGCGAUUUGUGAAUUGUGCGAAGCAACGAUGUCGGAUAGAUCGCACACACUAUCCGCUCUGACGAACUUCUCAUCUGGAUCCGCUGAAGUGGCCAGCUACAUCUUGACGAACUCAAAAUGCGCCCAACUAGCCUUUGAUGCAUCUCGAACUCGUGCUUUGUACGCCAAUUUUGGCGCUCGUCUUCUGGCAAACUUGUCGAGGCAUUUUCCUGAUCGGGUGAACGAACUACUUGUCGCCCAUGAAGCGAAGGCGUUGAAUGUCCUUGUGGAACUUUUCUCGACGCCCACUGAAGAUUCGUUCUCGUCACUGAUUGGUUUCACACUCGUCAAUCUGUCAACGCUUUCAGCAGUCAGGCAUUCGUUGGUCAAUGAUAAACUGCUCGCCAGCAUUUGCCCUCUGGUCUCGGUCGACGACAAGAAGGAGAGCGCAGUGGAUAUUUUGAGGAAUCUGGCUUUUGAAGACUCCUUGCAUCAAGCCCUCUUGGAUGAAGAUGAUCUCUACCUCCUCUCCUUACUCUCACCUUUGGCAGACUCUGAAGAUGAUCUAAGUGAUGAAGAAACUCAAAAGCUACCAUUGAGAUUGCAGUACUAUGAGGGAAAAAGGGAAAAGUCACUGGAAGUGCGACAAAAACUGGUUGAGGCUCUAUAUCAGCUUUGCGCCACAAGACAUUCACGAGAGCGGCUUCGCGAAAAAGGAGUCUAUGCGAUACUACGAGAACUUGACAAGGCUACCGAUGGCUCGCAAAAGUUCGAACCGGGAAUGGUUGGCGAUGGAGGCAUGAAGCUACUGGCUGCACAACAAGAGCACACUCUCCAUGCCUUGAUAGGAAUUCUCAUACGUCGGGAAGAUGAGAUGGCCAUAGACCCCACUGUUGAGAGUUUGAGAUCGCUGCAAUAGCAAACCCCCCCCCCCAUUGUUGACAUUGUUGUUACAUACUCGAUCGUUGUACUCGUUAUUGUUUGAACCAAACACUUUCUUACAUUGGGGGCUCUGCCUCGCUUCUUCGACACAUCACUCGCUGCUGUUCCACACACCACACACACGCUAAUUCGCAAACGACGAUUUAACUCAGUGCGCGCAGAAACGCGCAACUGCGCAGUGUUUCAGUCGAAAUCAGCUGUGGCGAUCGAUUGGCGAGCGAUGCUUUCGGCUCGAGGAUUUGUCGUCGAGGAAUCGCUAACAAUCGCCAGUUGACAUUGCACUUUUGUUCUGUAUUUUUGUGAGAAACUGUUCACGAAUAAAAUCUUGAAAGAGU